AUUUGCAUGCUUUUCUUGCCUCUUCAUAUCUUAAACAUUACCCUCAUUUUCACCACUUUAAAUGUUAAUUACUCUUCAAUGCACAUUUCACCACCAUUACAUUAUUCAUCUCUCUUGUUUUGAAAAAUGGGAAGGCCUCCUUGUUGUGAUAAAACCAAUGUCAAAAGGGGUUUAUGGACUCCUGAGGAAGAUGCUAAAAUUCUUGCUUAUGUUGCUAAUCAUGGAAUUGGAAAUUGGACAUUGGUUCCGAAGAUCGCCGGGUUGAAUCGGUGCGGUAAGAGUUGCAGAUUAAGAUGGACUAAUUAUCUAAGACCUGAUUUGAAGCAUGAUAGUUUUACACCACAAGAAGAAGAACUCAUUCUUACUCUUCAUGCAGCUAUAGGAAGCAGAUGGUCAUUAAUUGCAAAAAGACUACCUGGAAGAACAGACAAUGAUGUUAAGAAUUAUUGGAACACAAAAUUAAGAAAGAAGCUUAUGAAAAUGGGAAUUGAUCCAGUAACUCAUAAGCCAGUUUCACAAGUUCUUUCUGAUUUAGGAAGCAUUAGUAGCCUCACAACAAUAACCACUCAAAACCAAAUGAAUUUUGUCAAUAACAAUACAAUUUUGGAGCAUCCCAAAGAGGAACAAGUUCAAUAUCACCACCAAUUCACAAACCAAGAGAGUUUCCAGCAACAAUAUGUUCUAAAUGAAGUUGCAUCUUCGACUUCGUCAUCAUGUUCCUCUAGUUUAACAAGACUAAGUUCACCGAUUUCGUACUCGUGCAAAACUUCACAAGCUCAGAUUAAUCCUAACUUUGAUUGGAGCGAGUUUCUUCACAAUGAUGAGCCGUUUAUGUGGUCGGAGAUUCAACAGAUUCAACAAUGUGACAUACAAAGGGUGAUGUCGUCGUUGAACCUCUCGGGUUUAAUGCAAAAUGAAGGUGAAAUUUCUAAUAAUAAUAGUAAUAAUUAUAAUGGUAAUGGAAGUGAUAAACAAGGUGGUUCAAGUGAAGGUUUUGAUGCUGUUGCUUGUGUUGCAAGUAAGGAAUAUGAAAUGAAUAAGCAAUGUGAAGGAAAUUCAUUUUCAGGGAAUGAGUUUGUGGAUGGUAUUUUGGAUAAGGAUAGUGAGAUAAGGGCAACUUUUCCUGAGUUUUUAGAUGCAUCUUUUGAUUAUUGAUUAAGUGCUUUUAUUAGAUUAUUGGACUCAAUUAUAUGUUGUUGCUUUUGAUUUUUGUGU
Messenger RNA from Lathyrus oleraceus (garden pea), 1215 nucleotides. Its product is annotated as transcription factor MYB35. Lineage: Eukaryota; Viridiplantae; Streptophyta; Magnoliopsida; Fabales; Fabaceae. The transcript is spliced from 3 exons. The coding region runs from base 127 to 1155 and encodes 342 amino acids. The record is from RefSeq and is a predicted model, not a curated record.